AUGACCAACGACAGCCUGGCGCUGAGCAGCCUGCAAGGGUUUUACAUCGGCACCGAGUGCUUGAUCGCUUUGAUUGCCAUUUUGGGUAACAUCCUGGUCAUCUGGGUGGUGAAGCUGAGCUCGGCAUUUCAGAACACAACUCUGUACUUCAUCAUUUCCCUGGCGCUGGCCGAUUUGGCUGUGGGGGUCCUCGUGGUACCCCUGGCUGUCGUGGUGAGCCUGGGCAUCACCGUCCACUUCUACACCUGCCUGUUUAUGUGCUGCCUCAUGGUGGUUUUCACCAACGCGUCCAUCCUCUCCCUCCUGGCCAUCGCCAUCGACAGGUACCUGCGGGUGAAGCUGCUGACCAGAUAUAAAAUAAUCACUACAGAGCGAAGAGUUUGGUGGGCACUGGGGUUGUGCUGGUCUCUGUCCCUGCUGGCAGGAUUCAUCCCCCUGUUCGGCUGGAACAAGGCAGAACCAAGAAACCUGGAUUCUCUCACGUGUCAGUUCACCUCUGUGGUGAGGAUGGAUUACUUGGUAUAUUUCAGCUUCUUCACGUGGAUCCUUGUCCCUCUGCUCAUCAUGUGUGCUCUGUAUGUUAAAGUCUUUCACAUCAUCCGGACAAGGCUACAUCAAGGUACCACCAAUGUGAGAGGGGCGGGAGCUUUUUACGGGCAGGAGUUCAAGACAGCCAAAUCUCUAGCACUUGUUCUCCUCCUGUUUGCAAUAUCCUGGUUGCCCCUGUGCAUUAUAAACAGCAUUUUCUAUUUUUGUCCUGAGUGCAAGAUCCCCCCGCAUCUGAUAUACUUGGGAAUCCUGUUAUCUCACGCCAACUCUGCCAUGAACCCCAUUGUCUACACUUGCAAGAUAAAGAAGUUCCGAAAAGCAUACCUUGUAAUUUUAAGGACCUAUAUCCUGUGCAAAAAACCAGAUCCUGUGCUUAGAGAGCAAACAGACCAACAGUCAUAA
Molecule: messenger RNA, 951 nt
Organism: Apaloderma vittatum (bar-tailed trogon)
Lineage: Eukaryota; Metazoa; Chordata; Aves; Trogoniformes; Trogonidae
Gene: ADORA3
Product: adenosine A3 receptor
Exons: 2
Coding region: 1-951 (316 amino acids)
Biological process (GO): G protein-coupled adenosine receptor signaling pathway
Cellular component (GO): membrane; dendrite; synapse
Molecular function (GO): G protein-coupled adenosine receptor activity
Source: RefSeq, a predicted model, not a curated record